Molecule: messenger RNA, 1755 nt
Organism: Pseudovirgaria hyperparasitica
Lineage: Eukaryota; Fungi; Ascomycota; Dothideomycetes; Acrospermales; Acrospermaceae
Product: seven-hairpin glycosidase
Exons: 2
Coding region: 1-1755 (584 amino acids)
Biological process (GO): carbohydrate metabolic process; N-glycan processing
Cellular component (GO): Golgi membrane; endoplasmic reticulum
Molecular function (GO): calcium ion binding; mannosyl-oligosaccharide 1,2-alpha-mannosidase activity
Source: RefSeq, a predicted model, not a curated record
AUGAGUCGUCGCCUCUUGCGCGUGCGGACCCUUGCCGUCGCGGCCCUCUUUCUACUUAUCCUCUGGUUCUAUUUUCCCUUCGCCCGCGAUACCGGCAGCGAGUCUGGGCGCCUUGCCCAAUACAUGAACAGAGCUUCGCCCAGGAUAAAACCCUUGAAGAGUACCAUUGACUGGGCAGCUAUCAAUUUCCAGUUCCCGGUCGCGAGGACACCAGCGGUGCCACCGGUCAAGCCGCACACGCGACUGCCACAUAUACAACAUGCCUUCGACCGCGAAAGUCCCGACGACGCUAUCAAGCGCAACCUGCGGCGGGAUGAGGUACGCAAGACCUUCAAGAAGAGCUGGGCAAGCUACAGACAGUACGCAUGGAUGAAAGACGUCUUGAAACCAAUCUCCGGUACCAGCGCUGACCAAUUCUGCGGCUGGGCGGCGACGUUGGUGGAUUCGUUGGAUACACUUUGGAUAAUGGGCAUGAGAGAAGAGUUCUACGAGGCAGCCAAGGCCGUCGCGCGGAUAGACUUUGGCUUUUCGACAAGCGGACGAGUAAACAUUUUCGAGACGAACAUUAGAUAUCUGGGAGGGCUGCUGGCAGCUUAUGAUCUCAGUGGGCAUGAGGCGCUCAAGUUCAAAGCCAUUGAGAUUGGAAACCUGCUCUAUGGUGGUUUUAACACAGAGAACCACAUGCCGGUAGACUUCAUCGACUUUGAAACUGCAAAAACCGGGCAAGGUCUUGAAGUCGAAGACUAUGUCGUCUCAGCCUCGCCAGGUACGCUUACGAUGGAGUUCACCCGGCUGUCACAAAUCACAGGGGAUCCAAAAUGGUACGCUGCAGUGGCAGAGGUCAUGGAGGUCUUUCGUGACACUCAGAAUACGACCCUACUGCCAGGCAUGUGGCCUAUGUUCGUCUCGAUGCGCCGCAAGGACAUGGCUUCCAACUACCAAUUCUCCAUUGGCGGCAACGCAGAUUCCCUAUUCGAAUACCUUCCUAAACAAUACCAACUCCUAGGUGGUGCCGAACCAAAAUACAUGUGGAUGUCCCGGACAUUCAUGGACACUGCAAAAAAGAACCUCUUUUUCCGACCUAUGACCCCGGACAACGCCGAUAUCUUGUUAUCUGGCAAUAUAGAUGUCCUAGAUGACGGUCCGCAUCUUGACCCUGAAAGUGAACAUUUGUCUUGUUUCAUCGGUGGGCUUUAUGCGCUUGGUGGCCGACUGUUCGAGAACGAGGAUUACAUCGAGACUGGGGCCCGCCUCACCCGUGGAUGCAUCUGGGCCUAUCACGCGAUGCCGACUGGUGUUAUGCCCGAACGAUAUAAUGUGAUCAAGUGUGAGAGCCGCUUGAAUUGCAAAUGGGACGAAGCAAAAUGGAAAGAGGAAAUACAACAGAAGAAGCAGUACAAGGAUCAUUUACCCAAAGGCUUUACGACGGCCAAAGACCCACGAUAUAUUCUGCGACCAGAGGCUAUCGAAAGUGUGUUCGUGCUCUAUAGGAUAACGGGAAGAAGAGAGUUCCAGGAUGCUGCAUGGGAAAUGUUCCAAGCAGUCAGAGACGUGACAAGCACGCAAUUCGCUGCCGCAGCGAUCAAGGAUGUGACUGUACCAAAGGACAAGGUGGAGAGGGAGGACUACAUGGAGAGCUUCUGGUUGGCGGAAACACUAAAGUACUUCUAUCUUGUCUUCUCCCCACCUGACCUUAUAAGUCUCGACGAAUACGUUCUGAAUACUGAAGCGCACCCCUUCAAGCGAGCAAGAUGA